This is a messenger RNA of Galeopterus variegatus (Sunda flying lemur), 1188 nucleotides long. Its product is annotated as histone deacetylase 9-like. The transcript is spliced from 10 exons. Gene Ontology annotation, biological process: chromatin organization. The record is from RefSeq and is a predicted model, not a curated record. Bases 1 to 1188 code for a protein of 395 amino acids. Lineage: Eukaryota; Metazoa; Chordata; Mammalia; Dermoptera; Cynocephalidae. Gene Ontology annotation, cellular component: histone deacetylase complex. Gene Ontology annotation, molecular function: histone deacetylase activity.
AUGGAUAUUGCAGAUAUUCAGCCCUUCCUGGAGCCCCAGCACACACGUGCGCUCUCGGUCUGCCAAGCUCAGCUGGCUGUGGUUGGCAUGGAUGGAUUAGAAAAACAUCAUCAUGUCUCCAGGACUCAUUCUUCCCCUGCUUCCUCCAUUUUACCUCACCCAGCCAUGGACCGUCCUCUCCAGCCUGGCUCUGCAACUGGAAUUGCCUAUGACCCUCUGAUGCUGAAACACCAGUGCAUUUGUGGCAAUUCCACCACCCACCCUGAACAUGCUGGACGAAUACAGAGCAUCUGGUCUCGCCUGCAAGAAACUGGGCUGCUAAAUAAAUGUGAGCGAAUUCAAGGUCGAAAAGCCAGCCUGGAGGAAAUACAGCUUGUUCAUUCUGAACAUCACUCACUGUUGUAUGGCACCAACCCCCUGGAUGGACAGAAGCUGGACCCCAGGAUACUCCUAGAUGAAGAAUGCCUAGAAAUUGCACGUGCAGGGUCAACAGAGCUGCCAGAAGGCAGUGGAUCAUCCUGGGAAAUGGUUUGUGGUAGAGCGUUAACGCACAUGGCAUGCCCCUUGUCUCCUCCAGCUGCCACAUUAAUAGUUCACGCCUUCUUUCCAUAUGGAAUGUCUGUCACAGUGGACAGUGACACCAUUUGGAAUGAGCUGCACUCGUCCGGUGCUGCACGCAUGGCUGUUGGCUGUGUCAUCGAGCUGGCUUCCAAAGUGGCCUCAGGAGAGCUGAAGAAUGGGUUCGCUGUUGUGAGGCCCCCAGGCCAUCACGCUGAAGAAUCCACAGCCAUGGGGUUCUGCUUUUUUAAUUCAGUUGCAAUUACCGCCAAAUACUUGAGAGACCAACUAAAUAUAAGCAAGAUAUUGAUUGUAGAUCUGGAUGUGCACCAUGGAAACGGUACACAGCAGGCCUUUUAUGCUGACCCCAGCAUCCUGUACAUUUCACUCCAUCGCUAUGAUGAAGGGAACUUUUUCCCUGGCAGUGGAGCCCCAAAUGAGGUCGGAACAGGCCUGGGAGAAGGAUACAAUAUAAAUAUUGCCUGGACAGGUGGCCUUGAUCCCCCCAUGGGCGAUGUUGAGUACCUGGAAGCAUUCAGGUUGGUACUUCUUUCUCUCCAACAUGGCAAAUUAGAAAACAAAUGUCCAUCGAAACACCACCAAAUGUCCAAGAGAAAUGUAACUUUCUAA